AUGGCAGAGAUGAGAGCUCAACUGACAGAGCAGAUGAAUGUGCAGAUGGCGCAGUUUAUGGAAGCAUUGACUAAUGUAUCGAGGCAUAGUGCUGAUGGUGCACAUGAGGAAGUUGAAAGGUAUCGUCUGAUUGAAGAACGUCUCAGAGCUGUUGAAGGCAAAGGGGUGUUAGGCAUGGAUAUCAAUGACUUGGGGUUGGUUCCCGGUGUGAGGAUCCCACCAAAAUUCAAAGUUCCAUCUUUUGACAAAUACAAUGGGACGACUUGUCCCAUGACUCAUGUCAAGGCUUACUAUCGCAAGAUGUCAGUUUAUUCUGAGGAUAAGGGUUUUCUAAUGCAUUUCUUCCAGGAUAGCUUGGCUGGAGCUUCCUUGGAGUGGACCCAGUUGCAGAGUUUGGUUCAGGGGUCUAAAGAAUCUUUCAAAGAGUACGCUCAGAGAUGGCUUGAGUUAGCUGCAAGAGUUCAGCCACCGAUGACUGAACGUGAGAUGAUUGACAUGUUCACCAGUACUUUGUCUGGACACUAUUACUUGGCUUGCAGUGCUUCAGCUAACUUUUCUGAAAUGGUGAGAUAUGGCUAA
Vicia villosa (hairy vetch) is the source of this 579-nucleotide messenger RNA. RefSeq lists its product as uncharacterized. The coding region runs from base 1 to 579 and encodes 192 amino acids. NCBI's taxonomy places the organism in Eukaryota, Viridiplantae, Streptophyta, Magnoliopsida, Fabales, Fabaceae. The record is from RefSeq and is a predicted model, not a curated record. The transcript is spliced from 3 exons.